This is a messenger RNA of Oreochromis aureus, 2347 nucleotides long. Its product is annotated as cholesterol 24-hydroxylase-like. Gene Ontology annotation, biological process: cholesterol catabolic process. Bases 129 to 1655 code for a protein of 508 amino acids. The transcript has 15 exons. The record is from RefSeq and is a predicted model, not a curated record. Gene Ontology annotation, molecular function: iron ion binding; cholesterol 24-hydroxylase activity; heme binding. NCBI's taxonomy places the organism in Eukaryota, Metazoa, Chordata, Actinopteri, Cichliformes, Cichlidae.
ACACGGAAGUAGUGUACUUCUGUGUUCGUGAGAAGAACGAAGAAGAGACAAGUGCGUCUUCUUUCAGGGGCUGCCUAAUUGAAAGAACAGCAAUUUUUAACCCAGACAUCUAUCAGACAUUUUGCAGGAUGGCAGUUUUCAGCGUAUUUUUGACUUUAGCAACUCCAGCGCUUACAUUUUUCUUCUUUCUGCUUAUCGUUGCAUUUCUUGCAUACUGCUUGUAUGUUAGACACAUUCAUAUGAAAUAUGACCACAUACCCGGCCCACCGAGGGACAGUUUUCUUCUGGGACACUCACCGUCGUUUUUGAGGAUAAUGAAAAAUGGCGGAGUUGUACACGACAAAUUUCUGGAGUGGGCCGAGAAGUAUGGGCCUGUCUACAGGAUAAAUGGUCUUCAUUAUGUUGUAGUGUGCGUGUCCAGUCCAGAGGCAACAAAGGAAAUCCUGAUGUCCCCAAAGUACCCCAAAGAUAAAUUUGUUUACAAAAAACUCUUCAGCCUAUUUGGUCAAAGGUUCUUAGGCAAUGGCCUGGUAACAGCACGGGAUCAUGAGAAGUGGUACAAACAGCGCCGGAUCAUGGACCCUGCGUUCAGCAGCGUGUAUCUGAGAGGUCUAAUGGGAACCUUCAAUGAGAGGGCAGAGAAACUGAUGGAUAAACUUGCAGAUGUUGCCGACAGUAAAAAAGAAGCUAAUAUGCUUCAUCUUGUCAACUGUGUCACCCUGGAUGUUAUUGCUAAGGUUGCCUUUGGGGUGGACUUGGACCUCUUGAAGAAUAGUUCACCUUUCCCUAAAGCCAUUGAGACAUGUCUAAAAGGAAUGGUUUACUACCUUAGAGACAGAUUUUUUCAGUUCAAUCCAAAGAACAGAGGAUACAUUAAUGAGGUGAGGGAAGCGUGCCGCCUGCUCCGUACAACUGGAGCUCAGUGGAUCGAUGAGAGAAAGACCGCCAUGCAAAACGGUGACGAGGUCCCCAAAGACAUCCUGACACAAAUCAUCAAAACUGCAAGCCAAGAGGACAGCAUGACUGAAGAAGAUGAGGAGUUUAUGCUGGAUAAUUUUGUGACAUUCUUCAUUGCCGGCCAAGAAACAACAGCCAAUCAGCUGGCUUUUUGCAUCAUGGAACUUGGAAGACAUCCUGAUAUACUGGAGAAAGCGAAAAAAGAGGUGGAUGAUGUUAUUGGGAUGAAACAUGAAAUAAGCUACGAUGACCUGGGCAAGUUGGUCUACCUGUCACAGGUGUUAAAAGAGACUCUGAGAAUGUACCCCACAGCUCCGGGCACAUCUCGUCAUAUUGCUGAAGACAUUGUCGUCGACGGUAUCCACAUACCUGGAGGAAUCAAUGCUCUAUUCAACUCUUAUGUGAGCGGGAGACUGGACAAAUUCUUCAAGGAUCCACUGAGAUUUGAUCCAGACAGAUUUCACCCAGAUGCUUCCAAGCCUUAUUACUGCUACUACCCUUUUUCCCUCGGUCCUCGUUCGUGCCUGGGAAAGAACUUUGCUCAGAUGGAGGCUAAAGUGGUGAUGGCCAAACUGCUCCAGAGGUUUGACUUCACUCUUGUCCCAGAACAGACCUUUGACAUCCUGGAUGCUGGCACGCUCAGACCAAAGAGUGGAGUGUUGUGCUCUUUGAGUCACAGGGAUUACAAAAAUAAAUGAUCUUAAAGUGCCAUUACAUUGGAACAGGUCAUAGGUAUCUAUAUGGUGGGGCAGAGUUUUUACUCGUGUCUGAAAACUGAUUUUUUAAAGAAAACCUUGUAAUGAAAAUAGCCUCAUGUAUGAUCAUAAUACAUAAUAUAUUCAUAUGAAAUGCUUAUAACUAUUUUUAUGUCUUCACUGGAAUAAUCUGUAUUAUGGAAAAAAAUUUUUGAGGAAGCUGGGAUCAAUACCAUUUGCUACUGUAUGUAUGUACACACAUAUACACACACAUAUAAAUAUACACAAACACAUACUGUGCAAAGCUAAUUUCUUUUAUUUUGCUUAGAAAAUAGGAACUAAGAAUACUGACUCUUAGGCACCUUUCUUGUCAUUUCCUUUCUGUUAGUAACAAUUUUCCUAAAUAUAAAAGACACUUUCAAAGUUGUCUGUUCUGUGUAGACACAUCACUGAUGCAUCACUUGAGUUAGGUCCCUGUUGUAUGCUUGAAUGAUUAAUGCCACUUUAAAUAAUUAAAGGAAAAUCUGGCUCCUUGUAAGCAAAAUGUAGAGAAAUGAGAAAAGUGGCUCAAGUGUUUUGCACAGUAUUGCAUAGCCAGUGAGUCACAGAACUGCCUAUAACACUCAUUUAAGCAUGAUUUUUGUGUAAAUGAAAUAAAACGGAAAUACAAUGUCUGUUUUGAGGCAUUGCCCCUU